AUGGGUAGAGGAAGAGGCAGAGGCAGAGGAAGGACGGCGGCCAUUGCCAGGAGCCAUGAAGACAAAGGAAGCAGCGGUGAAGAGGUUGUGCCCGCGAGAAAGAGGAGGGGAAGGCCGCAGAAGCACUUCGCCGAUAAAAUCGAACAGGUUGAUGUUGAGAAUUUCGUAGAAGACGUCGAUGGCGGCGAUGAAGAUGGCAAAGAUGUUAAACUGAAUGCAAGUGCUGGUGUGAAGAGAGGCAGGCCACUGAAGGAGAGCCCCAACAUCGUCCUGGAAGAGAACAGCAAUUCCAGCGUUCGAUCAAGCAGCGACGAGUCAGCUAGGACCAAUGGGUUCAGGCAGAUUGGGAACCGGAGGAAGAGCACGCCCCGGCGAGCAGCGGAGGCAGGGCUAGAAUGCAAGUGA
Molecule: messenger RNA, 405 nt
Organism: Triticum turgidum subsp. durum (durum wheat)
Lineage: Eukaryota; Viridiplantae; Streptophyta; Magnoliopsida; Poales; Poaceae
Source: the annotation of a GenBank genome assembly